Molecule: messenger RNA, 814 nt
Organism: Diatraea saccharalis (sugarcane borer)
Lineage: Eukaryota; Metazoa; Arthropoda; Insecta; Lepidoptera; Crambidae
Source: the annotation of a GenBank genome assembly
UUUUUUCGAUAAAAUUUCCAUUUUUAUGAUGAUUAUAUGUCGCGCUUACUACGCUCUCGUAUUAUUUACUAGAGAGCAGUUGACUGUGACUCAACGUGAGCUGAAGAAAAUGAGAGACGAGUACGCGGAUACUGUGCCGCGACGUGAUUAUGACUGCUUGAUGGGGCAGCUCCAGGAUCAGACACAGCUCGCGGACUCCAUGCGAGAGGAACUGAAUGCACUGAAGGAUAUUCACAAACGAACUCUCAAUUCAAAGAAAAGUGUGGAGGAAGAGUUAUUUGAAAUUCAGGAGCGUUGCAGUGAGCUCGAACGAGCGGGCACCCCUCGCCCCCAGUGGGAGCUGUGCGCAGAUUUCAUUGGCGGUGGACGAGACAGGUUUAUGAAAUUCAUCCAUUUUCCAAGAUUAUCUUAAUAUUUUGAUAUGAGCACAGUGGCGCAACAUUUUCGUUUCUAUUUAGUUUUUGUUUCGUGUGUUAUAAUAUCACAUUAUAUAUAUUCUAAAAUAUUUAAAUACAAUGAUAUCAUUUCACUUAAUUAUUUACUUUAUUGCACUAAGUGUAGAAAUGAAAAUUUACGAGGUAGUAUUUUAAAAAAAAGAAUGCACUAAAAAGCACCUCACUAAAUGGUGACUCUAGCAAGAGUUGAUUUUUGCAGGAAACGAAUGGACCAGCCAUUUCCUUUCUUAUAACUAAAAACUGAAUUUGCAAAGUUCGAAAGAUAUAAAAAAAAAAAUACGAAAAAGUACAAAUAGAAUAUGAGUUUUGAAAAUUAAUUUACUUUUAUACAUGAAAGAAAACUAAAAGGGUUGUCAUGG